UGCAAUAUAUGCACUGAUGAGGAAGAAGUGUGAGUUAAGAAAAGUAUAUAUCUUGGUGACAUAUUGUUGUAGACAACUCAUGAACUCUUCAACUUUUCUCCUAAUAAAGUAAGUAAUUUCUUGUUUCUCAUCUGCAUGCUGGGGAUCAUCAAUUGUGCAAUAUAAAGCCGAUUACUACUUACUUCUCGUUACCUGGCUAGUUCCAUCAGAUUGAACAACAUAAGUUCAAUUUUCUUUACGAAAAUCCAGAAUGAGCGACGAGUACAACACAUCGCCGUAUAGACGCUACAAGAACGACCCCGAGGCCGGCAACACAAACUAUGAGGAGGAUGAAGAUGAAUGCUCUGGGCCCUUCAACAUUGUGCGUACAAAAAGGGCUCCAGUCGACCAGUUGCGCAGGUGGAGGCAAGCUGCGCUGGUAUUGAAUGCCUCUCGACGAUUUCGGUAUACAUUGGACUUGAAGAAAGAAGAAGAGAGGAAGGAAUUAAUUGCAAAAAUUCGAAUGCAUGCUCAAGUCAUUCGGGCUGCUGUUCUUUUCCAAGCAGCUGGCAAAGGAUUGAGUGUUCCAGGAUCUGCAAAGUCACCUUCAACCUCUACACCAACUCGAGUUGGAGAUUUCGGUAUCAGUGCUGAAGAAUUGGUGAAGGGAGUGGCUGAGAAGUUGAUGUCUGAUGCCGACAAAGGUGUACCUGGUGAUGACAAUGACAUCAUAAAUCGAAAGCAGGCUUUUGGAUCCAAUACAUAUCCUCGAAAGAAAGGACGCAGUUUCUGGAUGUUCGUCUGGGAAGCUUGUAAGGAUACGACAUUGAUCAUCUUGAUGGUGGCUGCGGCUGCCUCCUUAGCACUCGGUAUAAAGACCGAGGGUAUAAAAGAAGGUUGGUAUGAUGGAGGAAGCAUUGCAAUGGCAGUAUUUAUCGUCAUUAUAUUUACAGCGGUAAGUGACUACAAACAAUCCCUUCAGUUUCAAAACUUGAAUGAGGAGAAGCAGAAUAUACAAAUGGAGGUUGUUAGGAAUGGACGUAGAACUAAAAUUUCAAUAUUUGAAAUCGUCGUUGGCGAUGUUGUUCCUCUCAAAAUUGGUGAUCAGGUUCCUGCAGAUGGAAUUGUUAUAUCCGGUCAUUCUCUUGCAAUCGAUGAGUCCAGCAUGACAGGGGAAAGCAAAAUUGUCCACAAGGACCCAACAAGAUCACCUUUUCUCAUGUCGGGAUGCAAGGUUGCCGACGGUUAUGGAAGCAUGCUGGUAACAAGCGUGGGAAUUAAUACAGAAUGGGGCUUACUUAUGGCGAGCAUAUCAGAGGAUAAUGGGGAAGAAACGCCAUUGCAGGUAAGGUUAAAUGGUGUCGCAACAUUUAUUGGAAUGGUCGGUCUUAUAGUGGCAGUGGCGGUGCUGAUAAUACUUGUGGUCAGAUUUUUCACUGGGCAUACCAGAACCCCCGGAGGUCAGGUCCAAUUUGUUGCUGGGAGGACUGGUGCUGGAGCUGCAAUAGAUGGCUUCAUUGGAAUAUUCACUGUUGCCGUGACCAUUGUUGUUGUGGCAGUGCCAGAAGGUCUUCCAUUGGCUGUAACUCUGACGCUUGCAUAUUCAAUGAGAAAAAUGAUGGCUGAUAAGGCAUUGGUCAGAAGAUUAUCAGCUUGUGAAACAAUGGGUUCAGCGACCACUAUAUGCAGUGAUAAAACAGGGACCCUUACGCUGAAUCAGAUGACCGUGGUUGAGGCCUACACUUGUGGAGAAAAGAUUGAUCCACCUGACAAUAAGUCCGUGCUUCCUGUUAGAGUUGUCUCAUUACUUACUGAAGGCAUUGCACAGAACACAACUGGAAGUGUCUUUGUGCCUGAGGGUGGUGGAGAACUUGAGAUUUCUGGAUCACCAACAGAAAAGGCCAUUCUGCAGUGGGGUUUAAAUCUUGGGAUGGAUUUUGGUGCUGCCCGAUCCAAUUCAGAGAUAAUUCAUGCUUUUCCCUUUAACUCAGAGAAAAAACGAGGUGGUGUUGCUGUGAAACUGUCAAAUUCCGAAAUCCGUGUGCACUGGAAAGGUGCUGCGGAAAUAGUCCUUGCUUCUUGUACGAGUUACAUCGAUGCAAAUGAUAAUGUGGUCCAGAUGGAUGAAGAUAAGCUAUCCCUUUUUAAAAAAGCAAUUGAAGAUAUGGCUGCUGGAAGCUUGCGUUGUGUUGCUAUUGCAUAUAGAACGUGCGAACCGGAGAAGGUUCCAUCAACUGAUGAGGAACUGGAAAACUGGCAGUUGCCUGAGGGAGAUCUUAUUUUGCUUGCAAUCGUCGGUAUCAAGGAUCCUUGUCGGCCUGGUGUCAGGGAAGCUGUCCAAUUGUGUAUCAAUGCUGGUGUAAAGGUUCGCAUGGUCACCGGGGAUAAUCUGCAGACAGCUAAAGCAAUAGCUUUAGAGUGUGGGAUAUUAGGGUCUGAUGCAGAUGCUACAGAACCUAAUUUAAUUGAAGGAAAGGCAUUCCGGAGCUUAACUGAUACGCAGAGAUUAAAUGUAGCUGAUAAGAUUUCGGUAAUGGGCAGGUCAUCACCUAAUGACAAACUCUUGCUUGUCCAAGCUCUAAGGAAAAAAGGGCAUGUUGUUGCCGUCACUGGAGAUGGCACAAAUGAUGCACCCGCUCUACAUGAGGCUGAUAUUGGACUUGCAAUGGGUAUCCAAGGGACAGAGGUUGCAAAAGAGAGUUCCGACAUCAUAAUACUGGAUGAUAAUUUUGCUUCUGUUGUGAAGGUUGUCCGAUGGGGUAGAUCAGUAUAUGCCAAUAUCCAGAAAUUCAUUCAGUUUCAGCUUACAGUUAAUGUUGCAGCAUUGAUAAUUAAUGUUGUGGCCGCGGUUUCAUCUGGCAAUGUUCCGCUGAAUGCGGUCCAGCUGCUGUGGGUAAAUCUUAUCAUGGACACACUUGGAGCUCUGGCACUGGCCACAGAGCCUCCUACAGAUCACCUGAUGCGUAGAAAGCCUGUUGGCAGAAGGGAACCUCUAAUCACAAAUAUUAUGUGGAGGAAUUUGAUAAUACAGGCUCUCUAUCAAGUGACUGUCCUCCUAGUCCUCAAUUUCGGGGGAAGGAGAAUCCUUAAUCUGCAACAUGAUACACCUGACCAUGCUUUCAGAGUUAGGAAUACAUUGAUAUUCAAUGCGUUUGUCUUCUGUCAGGUAUUCAAUGAAUUUAAUGCUCGAAAGCCAGACGAAAUCAAUGUGUGGAAGGGAGUAACUAAAAACCAUCUUUUCAUGGGAAUAAUUGCCCUUGAAGUAGUGCUUCAGGUUAUUAUCAUCUUUUUUCUGGGAAAGUUUGCCUCGACAGUUCGGCUGAGUUGGAAAUUGUGGCUUGUUUCUCUUGCCAUUGCUUUUGUCAGUUGGCCUCUUGCUGCUGUUGGAAAAUUAAUUCCCGUUCCGGAGAGAAACUUUGGAGAUUACUUCAAAUUUAAAAGUCGUAAACAAAAGAAUCCAAGCGGUAAAGGGGAUGCUCCAUUAGAAGGUUCUGCAUGAUAGGGGCUUGAAAUAUGUAUAGAAGCAAACACUACACCAACUUUGGAGGCCAAUGAGUUGUGAUAUGAAGUACAUGUCUAAGUUGUUGAUGGUUUUUUGGCUAACAAACAUGUCUAUACACUUGGGUUAGUCCAUAGGUUGUUAAUACCAACACUAUAAUCUGGCUUUUGUUUUCGUUUUCAGAUCUUUUGUUUUAUGCCUUUGGAAUUUGAAAUAGCAGUAGGCGAGAAAUCGGCCUCGUCUAAGUUUGCUUAUGUGGUUUAUUGGAACUUGUACAUGUGGUUUAGCAAAAACUCUUUUUUAAUGGAGAACUUACCCAGAUAUCUUUUACAUUACCACCCUUCAGACUUGUGGAGUCCAUACUCCAUAUAUAUUAAAUGAUGCGGAGCCAAAGAGUGUUUUGGUACUAUCAAUAUUAUUAUAUUAUAUAUCAUUACAUGACUUUGGAAAUAGAUCCUGUUAGUCAUGUCAAUUAUACUCGGAAUGGUAUGUGGAAAUUUGCAUCUGCUUUCCUAAACAAAUGGGGAG
Molecule: messenger RNA, 4006 nt
Organism: Striga asiatica
Lineage: Eukaryota; Viridiplantae; Streptophyta; Magnoliopsida; Lamiales; Orobanchaceae
Source: the annotation of a GenBank genome assembly